UUCAUAUCUAAAUGCCUCCCUCGUCACAUCUAAAUGCCCUAUUACUAUAUAUUGAGAUUGAGUUGAACUCCCAAAGCAUCAUUUUCCUUCGUUUGGCAAGAUCAAGCUCUUGCUACAGCCAUGGGGUCUGCAAAAAUGAUGCUUAACAUUUCACCAUAGCAAAAACAAUAGUUCAAGUGAUUUUUAACGACAGAUCAUAUGCUUUUUCCAUCAGCCGCAUGUAUGCCGAAUGAUGAUGCGGGUUCUCAAUAUUCCACAUGGCAUUGAAAAGUCUCAAUGGACCAGAUGGCUCCGACAUGGGGUUAACUCACAAUUUCAUCAAAACCAUGUACUUAAAACAUGACCAUUAAUCCCAACAAAAUCACAACCUCAUGUUUACUUUCCGUAGGAAUCUCUCAAACACCUCAAAUUUGGACGUACUACAUAGUGAAUGUGAUGCAUUUGUCUGGACCGUUAUUACAUUAGAAGAAGAAGAAAAAAAGAGAUUUUGGUUUUUUAAAAGCCCAAUUUUCAAAUAAUUUUUACAAGGUGAGUAUAAAACCAUCCAUAUCAACCACGUAUGCAAUCUGCCAUAGUGUACAAAAAUAUCAUCCACAUGGCACGACGACAUUGAUCGACGCAUGACAGCCUCAAAUGUGACAUCUUAUGACAAAAGACCACAACACAACUAUAAAAUCCAGUGAGUGAGACUUGUAUGUGUGGUAAAGAAGGCACGGAGAGACGAGAUAAGAUUAUAGUGAAAAAAGAAGCCGUUAUAGCCUGCUUCAAGAGCUUCAGCUGUUAGCCCCUCUCACUCAAAGCCAAAGAAAAGAGCAAAAAAAAAAUGGCAUCAGCUUUGGCAACUCCCCUCAAGUCUUCGCCUAUCCUUGACAAGUCUGAGUGGGUCAAGGGCCAAAGCCUCCGCCAGCCUUCAGUUUCUUUUGUUAGGUGCCAUCCCACAUCCCCAUCGGCCUUCACUGUCCGUGCUAGCUCCUAUGCUGAUGAGCUUGUUAAGACCGCGAAAACCAUUGCAUCCCCAGGUCGUGGUAUUUUGGCCAUGGAUGAAUCAAAUGCUACAUGUGGGAAGCGACUUGCCUCAAUUGGUCUAGAGAACACUGAGGCCAACCGCCAAGCAUACCGUACCCUCCUCGUGUCAGCCCCUGGCCUUGGCGAGUACAUUUCUGGAGCUAUCCUUUUCGAGGAGACUCUCUACCAAUCUACCAUCGACGGAAAAAAGAUGGUUGAUGUUCUUGUUGAGCAAAAAAUUGUCCCUGGUAUCAAAGUUGACAAGGGUUUGGUGCCCCUCCCUGGUUCCAACAACGAGUCCUGGUGUCAAGGUCUUGAUGGUCUUUCCUCUCGCGCGGCUGCCUACUACCAGCAGGGUGCUCGUUUCGCCAAAUGGCGUACUGUUGUGAGCAUUCCCAAUGGUCCAUCUGCCUUGGCAGUUAAAGAAGCAGCUUGGGGUCUUGCUCGUUAUGCCGCCAUUUCUCAAGACAGUGGAUUGGUGCCAAUCGUGGAGCCAGAAAUCUUGCUUGACGGUGAGCAUGGAAUUGACAGGACUUUCGAAGUAGCCCAGAAAGUUUGGGCUGAGGUUUUCUUCUACCUUGCUGAGAACAAUGUCAUGUUUGAGGGAAUCCUCCUCAAGCCCAGCAUGGUCACUCCUGGUGCUGAAUGCAAGGAUAAGGCCACCCCUCAGCAAGUUGCUGACUACACCCUCAAGCUCCUCCACAGGAGAAUCCCCCCAGCUGUCCCUGGUGUCAUGUUCUUGUCCGGUGGGCAAUCUGAGGUUGAAGCAACCCUCAACUUGAACGCAAUGAAUCAAUCUCCAAACCCAUGGCACAUCUCAUUCUCUUAUGCCAGAGCUCUCCAGAACACUUGCUUGAAGACAUGGGGAGGCAGACCCGAGAACGUUAAGGCCGCUCAGGAUACACUUCUUGUCCGUGCCAAGGCCAACUCACUAGCUCAGCUUGGCAAAUACACUGGUGAGGGAGAAUCAGAGGAGGCCAAGAAAGGAAUGUUUGUCAAGGGCUACGUGUACUAAGCCGCUGCAAAACAAAACUCCAGAUGAGAUGAUGGAGAUAUCGGAUUUCGUUUCUCUUUCAAUGUGUUAAUCCUCUAUAGCCCUGGAGACUAUUUUUGUUCUUGAUAACAAUGCAUUUCUAGCCACUUAAACAAACUCCUUGCUGAUGAGAUUAGUUAGUUUCUUCUUGCAUGCAUUAUCACAUACUAAAAUGCUUGAAUCUGCAUUUUGUGCUCCAAAAUUUGGGUUAACUGUGAUGAAUUUCUGAAUCAUUAUUUCUCAAUCCUGAAUGAUACUGUUCAAAAACUGUUUGGUAUAGUUUUCAAUACAUGUUUGCAGGGCAGGCCCUGUCAACUAAGGCAUAAAUCAUGCCAUAGGUGAGUUGUUUGAACCGCCCACUUCUAUCGUCUUCAAAAAUUAGUACUGAGUCCAAGCUAACGAGUUGUUGUGAAGUAAGAAAUAAAGAAGGAAUUGCCCAUUCUCCAUCUCUACACGUUA
This is a messenger RNA of Durio zibethinus, 2497 nucleotides long. RefSeq names its product fructose-bisphosphate aldolase 1, chloroplastic. The record is from RefSeq and is a predicted model, not a curated record. Gene Ontology annotation, biological process: glycolytic process. NCBI's taxonomy places the organism in Eukaryota, Viridiplantae, Streptophyta, Magnoliopsida, Malvales, Malvaceae. Gene Ontology annotation, molecular function: fructose-bisphosphate aldolase activity.